Molecule: messenger RNA, 1818 nt
Organism: Trichechus manatus latirostris (Florida manatee)
Lineage: Eukaryota; Metazoa; Chordata; Mammalia; Sirenia; Trichechidae
Product: HLA class II histocompatibility antigen, DO alpha chain
Exons: 4
Coding region: 277-747 (156 amino acids)
Biological process (GO): antigen processing and presentation; immune response
Cellular component (GO): membrane; MHC class II protein complex
Source: RefSeq, a predicted model, not a curated record
CCCAUUCCCCCAAACAGAAACUUCCUUUUGACUCUCCAGGGGAUCAAGCCUCCUUGGUCCACACGGGCUCAGUGAAUUCUUCCAUCUUCUCACUCAACCUCUUUACUCUACUUCUUUACCCAGCAACAAAUACAUUGACUCAGAGAAUUUCUCUGAUUGGCUGAAUAUAGCAGGGGUCUCCCCCUGUUCUAGAAUAUGUUUUCUUCCUCUUUACCUCUGCCUGUUCCUUUAUCCCCGCACAGACCGAGACUUAUUUAGUUAUAGCACCAAAAGGCAAUGGUCCUCAGUGGGGUGUUAACCGUGGGUCUCCACAUCUUGAUGACUCUCCCGAGCCCUCAGGAAGCAGGGGCCAUCCAAGCUGACCACAUGGGCUCCUACGGACCAGCCUUCUACCAGUCUUACGGUGCCUCGGGUCAGUUCACCCAUGAAUUUGAUGGGGAGCAACUCUUCUCUGUGGACCUGAAGACAAAGGAGGCUGUGUGGCGCCUGCCUGAGUUUGGCAACUUUGCUCACUUUGACCCGCAGGGUGGGCUGGUCAGCAUCGCUCUGAUCAAAGCCCAUCUGGAUGCCUUGGUGGAACGCUCCAAUCGCACCAGAGCCACCAACGAGCCCUACUUGCCUACCCCACUACCAGACAGCACAGAGACCUUGGUCUGUGCCCUGGGCCUGGCCAUCGGCCUGAUGGGCUUCCUCAUGGGCACCAUCUUCAUCAUCAGCAGUACAUGCUUGUCCAGUGCCACCAGGUAACGGCCCUCUAAGAGAAGCAGACCGUGGGAUACACCCUAUGGAUUCCUUGCAAGCUUCUGACAGCCUUUGCAUGCUCAGGGCCACAGUCUACUACGUCCUACAUCUUCCCUGUACUGGCUUCUAAUGGGGCCAAACUUUGUCCUAUCUGUCCCGUCCUUUUUGGCACCAGUGCUCUUGGCAGGAAUCUGUGGGGCACCAACCACCUCCACUUCCUACCCCCGGCAUACACACACUUUCUUGACCUAUCCAAAGCUCUGACUGGCAGCAGUAAAUUCUUUAAUGAUGUUUGUAAUGUAUCUUUCCUACCGGGUCUUGGCCAGUUCUCCCAUGAUGUGAGGGAUGCACGGACCUGGGAAAGGGGAUUCCAAGUAAUGACCAUUGUGGGUGAUAAGCUGAUACUGGGUAUUGACCGUCAUCCUCAGGCCAGGCCAGCUGUGUUUGGCUCUAUUUCACUCAUCCGCUCAGGCCCUUUUUGUGUUACUUGUGAACAGACCAUUUUACACAGACUUCAUGAAAUUUGCCCCUUGAAUUCCAAUUCGACCUGAAAGGGAUGCAGAGUGUCCUGUUCAUUGUAACACCCUCAACCAACGACAACUCUGAAGGGCCCUAGGAAAGGAAAGUUUCACAGGGAUUCCACUCCUUUCCAGACUUAUUCUCUGUGAAGAGGCUAUUGGUGUCCAGCAGUGAUUUAUGAUGUCGUCUCCUUUUUCUACAUUCUCUAGAGUUCUGUGCAUAGCAAAGAGACCUCUAAGGCUUAGAUAAGACGGCUACUUCCCUCAACUAGGGGACAAUCACACGAGGUAGGAGAGGAGCAGAGUAGAUCUGUAGGGUGUCUGGUAAAAGGGACCUGUAAGAGAGAUCCACUUGAACUUUCUCUAAAGAUUGGCCUGAAAGGUUUUAAUUUACUGUGAGCAAAUUAAAAACAUACACAGACACACAAAGAGUUAAGUAACCAUACAAGGUAUUUUAUGCAAGGCACCAAAUUAGCGGUACCUAUCAGUGACUUUCCACACCAGAAUCAUUUGGGGGUCUUAAAAGUACAGACAUUAACCCAGACCUACUGAAUUAGAA